Messenger RNA from Aspergillus ruber CBS 135680, 1755 nucleotides. It is a transcript of the gene nuf2, whose product is annotated as kinetochore-associated Ndc80 complex subunit NUF2. NCBI's taxonomy places the organism in Eukaryota, Fungi, Ascomycota, Eurotiomycetes, Eurotiales, Aspergillaceae. Bases 76 to 1467 code for a protein of 463 amino acids. Gene Ontology annotation, biological process: meiotic chromosome segregation; kinetochore organization; attachment of mitotic spindle microtubules to kinetochore. Gene Ontology annotation, cellular component: Ndc80 complex; kinetochore. The record is from RefSeq and is a predicted model, not a curated record. Gene Ontology annotation, molecular function: protein-containing complex binding. The transcript has 4 exons.
CGACAAGCAAAGAGCCCGCAGUCGACAUCUGGAGGAGCAACAGGAGUGCUCUCUCCAAAAAUUUCCGAGAUCAAAAUGGCGUACAACAACCGAAUGAGCCAGCAGUUCAACAGAAACCAGCAACACCAGGGCAGAGGUCGGAAGAAAGAGGAUGACAAUGAUGCUUUGAUGCGCCUGCCCGAUAAAGAAAUUGCAGGAUGUAUUAACGAUAUCGGAAUCCCGUUCAACACCGCUGACCUGGUUAAGCCGAAUCCACAACAAAUCCAGAUGGUGAUGGAAUGGUUUGCGGAGCUCCUGAUGAACAUCACUCGCGAGACGGUUGAGCCUGCUAUGCGCGCAGCGGCGGACGACAUUGGUGGUGAUUAUCCGGAUCUUGUCCCGAAUGAUACGCGAAAUCUCAUGGGUUUCUUUAUUAGCUUACGGAGACUGAUGAUGGAGUGCGGUGUCAACGAUUUCACAUUUUCAGACCUAACAAGACCUACGCAUGACCGACUCAUCAAGAUCUUCUCAUAUCUCAUUAAUUUUGUUAGAUUUCGCGAGUCGCAAACAGCCGUCAUCGAUGAACACUUCAACAAAUCAGAAAAGACAAAAGCGCGCAUUGAUACCCUAUACGUGGAGAAUCAGGAAAUGGAGCAACGCCUCGAAGAAAUGCGGCGGGGUCUCAAGGCCAACGAAGGGCAAGUGAAGGAAAAAGUCAGGCGGAAUGAUGAGCUCAAAUCACGACUGCUCGAAUUGAGACGAAACCAAGAACGGGUCGCGGAGGCUCUGGAACGGGCCAAGGCCGACAAAGGAAGGCGUCAAACCUCGUUGGAAGAGAAGACCGAGAAGGUCGUGCGCAGUCGACAAGAAGUUGAGAAGCUCCGGCCAUAUGUUCUGGAAAGCCCAGCCACGCUUCAGUCUUCGUUGGGUGAAUUGUCGGAGAAUUUGAUGCGUGAUAAGGCUCAAAUAGAUGCGAUGGAAAGAAGAGCGCGUGCUUUACAGACCUCUUCGGACACGUUUACAGUUGUGGGGAACGAUGUGCAGGCGUGCGUCAAGUUGCUUGAGGACAUCGCCGUGGAGCUGCAGAAAGAGGAGGAUGAGGAGUUAAGAGCUUCACGAAACAGGGAAGCUAUUUCGGAACGGGGGAACAAUGUCAGAGAAGUGGAGCAAACAGAGAAGUUGCUGCAGCGCCAACUUGCACGGUGGAAUGAGCGGAUCGAAGCAUUGCGCAAAAAUGCCCAAGAAAAGGCAGAAGCGGCACAAGCGCAAAUGGAGGAGCUCCGGAACGUCCAGAAGCAGCUCCGUGAAGAGCGUGCGGAGAAACAACGUGACAUGGAGAGGAGAAGAAUCCGGAUAGAGCAGACAGAGAAAAAGAUGGCCGAUCUCAAAGAGAACAUUGAAAAUGAGAUUCAAAGUGCUCAUGAUCAAUAUCUGAAGCUAGAGUCGCACAUCAAGCUGUAUGUCACGGAGAUGGAGAAAUGUCUGUGAAGGCAGAAAGUCCAAUGGAUCAUGAUUCAAGGAGUUCAAGGGUUGGUUCUAGGAUACCCGGGCGGUUGGUUUAGGGAGUUCUGUGCAUGUUUUUCCUGGCUUGACGUUUUCAUUCUCCGUUAUUGUUGUUGUCUAUAUAUGUUCCUGUCAUCAUCGAAUUCAAACCAUCGUUGUGCGACCUUUUUUACAGGCACUCUCGAAGUGUUUUCUUCUGCCACAAUCCGAGCAGUUCCGUUCAGCAAUGGCACUUUCGUGUUCCAUAAUGCUUCGCCAUGUUCAUCGUUGGCG